Molecule: messenger RNA, 5698 nt
Organism: Paramacrobiotus metropolitanus
Lineage: Eukaryota; Metazoa; Tardigrada; Eutardigrada; Parachela; Macrobiotidae
Product: BTB/POZ domain-containing protein 2-like
Exons: 17
Coding region: 256-1806 (516 amino acids)
Biological process (GO): neurogenesis
Cellular component (GO): cytosol
Molecular function (GO): protein binding
Source: RefSeq, a predicted model, not a curated record
UUGACCGACUCGGGUCUUAAUGAGAUUAGAAAAUGCUACAUCGUACCCGACUAACCUAAAAAGCGAACAUACAGUAGUUAGUAACUCCUUUACUUUUGCAGGAGGAGAAAAUCUUAAUAAUAUAUUGUUCCUUCUAUCAGCCUCUUUGCCAGUUAUCCAAUAACCAGCACCGACAACUGCCACUUUUUUCGAUUUGAUAUCAUUUAUGUUCCAUCGGUGUUGAAAAUUUGUUUUUGCUUUGUGAGUACAGAGUAGAUGAUCUACCACUGUAAGACGAUGAACCCUAACGCUCAAGCUAUCGAAUCAGUUUGGGGAUGGCAGGGGCAACAAUCCACCAUUGCCAAUAGAGCCAGACACAUUUUCGGGAAGGACAUUUUAAGCGACGUCACCUUCCGGAUCCAGCAACCCAAUAGCCCCGUUGUGGACAUCAAAGCGCAUAAAUUUCUGUUAGCCAUGGGCAGUGCGGUGUUCGAAACGAUGUUUUAUGGUACAGUUAAAGAGACCAAAAAUAUCGUUAAAAUCACUGACAUGGAUCCAGAGACAUUUAGAAUUGUUUUAAGAUACAUCUAUUAUGACCAGAUUGGCCCGUUCAACAAAUUAACCGCAUUCUCUGCUCUUUAUGCCGCGAAAAAAUACGGCAUCCCAAUUUUGAAAAACGCCUGCGAUCAGUACUUGAGACAAAAUAUAGCUGCCGAUAAUUGUCUGGCUUGGUUUGUUCAGGCAAGGCUGUAUGAUGAAACCAACUUGGAGAAGUUCUGUUUGGAAAAAAUUGAUGUAUGGGGAGCAUCUGUACUGCAUUCCGCAGAUUUUUUGGAAAUUGACCGGGAGGUUUUGUCAGUAAUCUUACGUCGCGACACUUUAAAGGUCAAAGAGGUGGAUGUAUACAAUGCAGUUAUGAAAUGGGUGAAGCAUCAGUGUGAACAGCAAAAAAUCGAUUUUACUGGAGCCAACCAGCGGUCGGUUUUGGGGGAUGCACUCUUCCUAAUAAGAUUUCCUACGAUGACUUCCGAGGAGGUUGCUACUGGACCCGCCAAGUCGGGCGCGUUACUGGCAGAAGAAAUCAGUCAGCUUUUUCAGUUUUGGUUCGCCAAGAUUGCGCUUCCAGAGAAGUUCAUCCAUCGAAUGAGACAUGGCAACGAGACAGAAGUGGCUAUUUCUAGGUUUGAUAGUACGAAUAGCAUGGAAAAUUGGACGUACAUGGCUGGGUUUCCCGAUGUGAUAAGGUUCUCUGUCACAUCCAUUCUGAAGAUUCACAAUGCAAAUUUAGGCGGCCCGACGGCGACAAUUAACUUGGUUGCUAUUGGUUUGUUUAUCCAAAAUCCACUUCCUGCCGGCGUUGCGUGCACUGCCGCUAUCAAAAUAUACGAAUAUGAAAGAGUAAGCGUUCGUGGAUAUUAUAGAGACCAGCCACGGGAACUAGAAAGCUUCCGACAAAUAUGGAAUAUUCCCGGUCAUACGAAUUCAACUACUGCAAAAUUUAAAUUUGGCUCAGCCUUUCCAGUAAUGCCCGAAAAACAAUAUGCCCUCUCGCUGGAAAUUAAAGGCAUGCAACAAUCGGUCUAUGGUACAACCGGGAAAUCAACUGUGACCACUUCUUCUGGGAAUUGUGCACUAUCUGUACAAUUCUUCGACACUCUAGAUCCAGAAUAUGACCGCCAACGAAAUAGCAGCAUGCACGGAUAUUACUCCAAUCAAAGACAAAUUGGCUAUAAUCCAAAAAAUGGAAGUAGUACGUGCGGGACAACAAGUGCUACUAACGGACAAUUUCCUCAACUUUACUUUACAGUAGAAGAACCAGCGGCGUAAAGACCAUUAAUUUGUUCGGCAAGGGUUGAGGUGCGCCGAAGUGAACCUUUCAGUGUUCAAAUAACGCCAAGUUCCUAAGCACAUCCGGCACAUAAAGGUUGAAUUAGCAGUUCUAUGUGCAACAAUUAAUGAAUAGUCUACAUGUAUGAUUACAGAAAGUAAAUUAAAUACGAUUGCUUAAUUAGCUUCUAGCGAGAAACAGAAAAGACAUCCAAUUACAGUACACAGAACACAAUUUCGACUAACCGCAUGCAGUACCAUUUUGGGCGUACUAUUAUUACUUAUUGCAUAAUUUUACUUAUUACUUACUCUUAUUAUCUGAACUUAUAACUCGUACAUUUAUUGCACGCAGCCCCUUUCCAGCUAAUGUGGCAUACUGCGCUGUAGUGUCUCAAAAAACAUGCUCUAUCACUCCAAAGUCCAAACUACGGUAAGUGUAAUAGUCAUAAAACGCCACAAACUGCAAGGCUAAAAUAACCUUAAUUAAAUAUAACUUCAAAAUUUUGAGCGCAUGGAGCAUCGUGUUAUGGUACAACUGGGAAGCCAUCAGAAACCAUCUUCGGCGAACUGCUCACUCAUAGUGCAGUUCUUCGAUGCCCAUGAUCCAAAUGUACUCAUACUGAUAUCAGUUUUAUUAGAUUAAUAAAACAAAUGCACUAACUCACUAGCGCAUGGUAAAAAUCGUUAUUUUUUUGUUUUUUAGACGAGCACCAGCAGAUUAGCAAUAAUAACAUCUACGGGGAUGGUUAUGGUAAUUACAGACAAACUGUCUACUUAUAAUACAAGCGGAACAACAACUACUGCUAGCGCACAAUUUUCCUCACUUUUAUUUCGAAGUACCUUAACACGCUAUGCCAUCGUAACCGCUACAGCUGUGGGAGCCGAACAGAACGUUAUUACCUGUCUUUCUCGUGCACUGAAUUUUUUUUAUUAUUCUUCCAGAUGAAAUAAAGUCAUCGCUCCUUUUUCUUCCCUUUCGAUAUACAGAGUAGAAUACCUUUAGACUUCAGUACUUGCAUGCUCGCACAGAGUUCAGUGCUUCUCUGCGCAGAUGGCAAAGUACCGUGCUUACACAAAACGCGGCGUAUCAUCAUAUUAUAUGUACGUACCGAUGAGCAGUGAUAUAAUGGUAUAGUAAAACCUGCGUACUUGGAACACCUGCGGUUCCAAAUUUUUCGUUCAAUGUAGACGCCUGUUCAAUGUACAGAACAGCUGCGCCCAGGGGGACCGCCCUUGGAAACAGUGCUUUAGCGCUCUAAAGCUGCCCCUGAGGGCGAACAGGCGCCGCCUCAAGGGGGACAGCCCCGCUAGCAAGCCUUGUUUACGCUAUUUUCGCGCAUAACAAAUCAAAAUCUGUAGGCAUUCGCUAUUUACAACUUUGACACCAGUGAACUCUGGUCCGUUAAGGGCUGUUUUUGUGUUUUUUCGCUGUCGAAACCAGAUUCCGGCGCUUUGUUCAUUUUCAAAAGGUCUAAAUAUUAGUAAAUAAUUAGAUUCGUUCCAGCUAAUUUGUUCAAUGUUCACUUUAGGGAAGUGUUCAAUAUACGCGAGGUCCCCCCUGUGUUAUAGUCUACGAGACGCGCCGGUUCCGUAUUCCGUAAUGACCGUUCAAUAUACACCAGUGUUCAAUUUACGCGAGUGUUCAAAGUCAGAGGUUUUACUGUAUGUGCUUUCGCUUGCACUCCUGCACUAUCAGGUGAUUUUACACGGGCUGACGGACACCUCCUAAUAGGCAAUAAUGGUUCCUUGCUGAUUCCUGUGAUUUUUUGUGCGUCCUAUUUUUCGAUCAGUUUAAAUAAAGUGUUGUAAAUCUGCAUGCAGAAGUGAUUCAGUUUCUCAGCAUCGUUCUGAAGAGAAUCGGGAAGCCAAUUUUGUUUUCGCACUUUGGCAACCAUUGCGUUACGAUGGACCCUAAUGCUCAACCUGUGGAGCCCAUUUGGGGAUGGUAGAGUCAGCAGUCCACGAUAGCCAACAGAACCAAGCACAUUUUCGGGAAGGAUAUUUUGAGCGAUGUCACUUUCCGGAUCCAGCAACCCAACAGUCCUAAAGUCGACAUUAAAGCACACAAAUGCGGGAUACCAUACUUUUUCGCGGCAUAAAGAGUCGAAAAUGCGGUGGAUUUGUUGAAGGGUCCAAUUUGAUCGUAAUAAGUGUACCUACCAGGUUGUACAACAUUGUUAACGUAGAUCACAUGUCGCCUUGCGCUUGCAGUAACCGUGUAGCGCAUGUACAAUACAGCAGUCAGGGUAAGCGCGCUUUACCUUAAAACGAUUUCGAACGUCUCUGAGUCCAUGUCAGUAAUUUUAACGACGUUCGUAGUUUCCUUCAUAGUGCCGUAGAACAUCGUUUCAAAAACCGCACUGCCCAUGGACAAGAGAAAUCUGCAAAAUCUCGUGUUUUAAGAAACAUAAUUGUCUGGCUUGGUUUAUUCAGGCGCGGCUGUACGGCGAAACCAGCUUGGAAAACUUUUGCUUGGAGAAGAUUGAUUUAUGGGCAGCAUCCGUACUGCAUUCCGCCGAUUUCCUGGAAAUUGACUUGGAGGUGUUGCAAAUCAUUUUACGUCGCGACACUCUAAAGGUCAAAGAGGUGGAUGUGUGCAAUGCCGUUACGAAAUGGGCCAAGCAUCGAUGUGAGCAGGAUAAACUUGAUCCUACCGGAGCCAACCAGCGGUCGGUUUUAGGGGAUGCUCUGUUUCUGAUACGAUUCCCUGUUAUGACGCCCGAAGAUGUUGCAAGUGGACCCCUCAAGAUUCCAGAUAUCUAGCGUGUCUAUUAUGUUUAGCGAUUAACCAUUUCUUCAAUUCAUUACUUAUAUGGCUUGCACAUUAUGUAAUGCCCAUUUUUAAGGUUUUUGAUGACCAGUCAAUAUAACAGCGAACAAUCUAAAAUGCUUGAGUUCAACAGAAAGUCAGCUUACUCAUUCGUUCUAAUUUAUGAUGUUCAUUUACGUACUUUGCAGUCGGGCUUGUUACUGGACAAAGAAAGUAGUCAGCUUUUUCAGUACUAGUUCGCCAAAGCACCAUUGCCCCAGAAAUUCAGAAGCAGCCUACGAGUCGGGAGCCACACAGAGGUGAUGAUCUCCAGGUUGGGCAGCACCACCAGCAGCUCGGCAGCACAUCUUGGGAGUACAGAGCCGGUUAUCCCGAUGUCAUCAAGUUUUCUGUCACCUCCACCCCAAAAUCACACAAUGCAGACUCGAGUGUGACGUCGAUUAACCUGGCUGCUGUUGGUUUUUUUCGUGCAAAAUCCACUUCCUACCGGCGAUGUGUGUACUGCAACCAUCAGAAUUUAUGUUUAUGAAAAUGACAAAAUUCGUGGAUAUUACAAAGACCAGCCAAAAGAACUGGAAGAUUUUCGCCAAACGUGGACCAUUCCCCACCACAUAAACUCAACCACUGCUAAAAUCGAGCUGAAACAAGCCUUUCCGGUAGUACCCAGUACGCCUUACAACUGCAGAUUGCAGGCAUGCAACAGUCUUGUUUUGGUACCAACGGGAGAGGUGGAGUAACCGCGUCUGCUGCAGAUUGUUCGCUCUUGGUGCAGUUCUCCGAUGGUCUGGAUCCAGAAUAUGAACGCAGACAAAAUAAUGCCGGAUACUCUUGUAACAGAGACCUGGCUAUAACGAAGCGCUCCGAAGCUAUGAAUGCGGGACCACAACUGUUACUAGAGGACAGUUUCCUCAGCUCUAUUUCGAAGUGGCCUAACCAUUUGGCAUCAAGAGUGUUUGCACCGGAUUUUGUAGAUACGUUCUGUAUAAGCUCAAGGUUCACGCUGAUGUUUUGCUGCAUCCUUGUGUUAUUCUUUUCGUCCUUUGAACUCCUUUCGUAUCGCUAAAUUUCGGUUUUCGAACUGUUGCGGAAAAUAGGUGCUUCAUUCGUUUUAAAAGUGCGAUU